AUGUCUUCUUCGACAUCACCAUUGGCACUAAACCCGCCGGUUCGUGUCACCUUCGAGCUAUACGACGAUGUUGUGCCCAAGACUGCCGAGAACUUCCGCGCGCUAUGCACGGGCGAGAAGGGCCUCGGAAAGUCAGGCAAGCCCCUUCACUACAAGGGUAGCAUGUUCCACCGUGUCAUCAAGCAAUUCAUGAUCCAGGGUGGUGACUUUACUGCUGGCGACGGAACCGGCGGCGAGAGCAUCUACGGCGAAAAAUUUGAGGACGAGAACUUUGAGCUCAAACACGAACGUCCUUUCUUGCUUAGCAUGGCUAACGCUGGACCUGGCACCAACGGCUCUCAAUUCUUUGUUACGACCGUCCCCACACCGCACCUUGACGGGAAGCACGUUGUCUUCGGCGAAGUUAAGUCAGGAAAAUCUAUAAUAAGGCAGAUCGAGAACCUGCGUACCAACAACGACAAGCCUGCGAAGGACGCCAUCAUCACGGACUGUGGCGAGCUUUCAGGCGCCGCCGCACAGGUAUCUGACGUUAAGGCCCCGGAUACCUACGGUGAUCAACUUCGGCAACAAGGCUUUCAAGGCCGGCGAUGUGCUUGGCGGCCUGAGAAGUAUCAGAAGGGUCUGCGAUACCUAAAUGAGGAGCCGGAGGUUAAAGAUGAUGAGAAGGAUCUGCGCCAGAAGCUCGAUUCUCUGCGCUUUACACUCAACUGUAACUCAGCGCUGCUUAACCUUAAGCUCGAGGCCUGGGAUGACGCCCAGCGCACCGCUGUGGCCGCCCUCGCUGUCUCCGGCGUCUCUGAUAAAGAGCGUGCCAAGGCGCUGUACCGCCAAGGUCUCGCGCUCAUCAAGUUAAGGGAUGAAGAUGCAGCCGUUGCAGCCCUAGAGCAGGCUAAGAAACUAGUUCCUAACGAUGCUGCCAUCACUAAGGAACUCGAAGCAGUCAAGAAGCAGGCUGCAGCUCGCCUGGCCAAAGAGAAGGCUGCGUACAAGAAGUUCUUCUCGUGA
This is a messenger RNA of Daldinia childiae, 1005 nucleotides long. RefSeq names its product 41 kDa peptidyl-prolyl cis-trans isomerase. Bases 1 to 1005 code for a protein of 334 amino acids. NCBI's taxonomy places the organism in Eukaryota, Fungi, Ascomycota, Sordariomycetes, Xylariales, Hypoxylaceae. Gene Ontology annotation, cellular component: intracellular membrane-bounded organelle. Gene Ontology annotation, molecular function: protein binding; peptidyl-prolyl cis-trans isomerase activity. The record is from RefSeq and is a predicted model, not a curated record. The transcript has 3 exons. Gene Ontology annotation, biological process: protein peptidyl-prolyl isomerization; protein folding.